UCAAAUGAUUAUGAGCCACAUAUGUGGCAAUGGAUGCUCUACGGUUGAGAGAUAGCUCCAAAUCAUCUAUAACUGGAUCUGUUUGAUUCUUGCUAACCCUCAUGACCAUGGUCGAAAUGUUCUUUAUCUAUAUAAUGCUCAUGUAACCCAAAUGUAUGAAAUUAGGGUCGUGUUAUGCUGCCGUUGAACUUGGCUACUGAGGACGGACCCAUAUACGUAAAUGCCAGGCAGUACAAUGGAAUCAUUAGGCGUCGGCGAUACCGUGCAAAGGCUGCACUUGAGACUAAAGUGACUAAAGCUCGGAAGCCAUAUUUGCACUACUCGCGCCAUCUGCACGCAGUGCGUCAUCCAAGGGGAAAUGGAGGCCUUUUCUUGAACACAAAAAGUUCAAACACGGGCAAAGAUGGAAUGCAGAUGAUGAAAGCUAAUGAAGGGCAACUUUCUCGGCUUACAGGCUCACAAAUUUCUCAAGUCCUACAGUCUGACAGUGGAACCAUCAACUCGUACAAGGAACCAAAUGGAGGAGGCUCAACAUUUUCAGGGUCAGAGAGGUGAGCAGCAGCAUGUAUUCCAGGGGGGAUCUCAGCAAGUGGGUUGCAAUAGCAGAUAAGUAUUGUUGCAACCUGAAAAUUUGAUUCUAGGGGGAUUAGUGGGGAUUCGGUUUCCCACUUUCCCUGCAGCAACCAAAGGGAUCAGGUUUCGGUUGCUAGGCAAAUCAUUC
Messenger RNA from Gossypium arboreum, 721 nucleotides. RefSeq names its product nuclear transcription factor Y subunit A-2-like. The transcript has 2 exons. Gene Ontology annotation, biological process: regulation of transcription by RNA polymerase II. Bases 175 to 555 code for a protein of 126 amino acids. Lineage: Eukaryota; Viridiplantae; Streptophyta; Magnoliopsida; Malvales; Malvaceae. Gene Ontology annotation, molecular function: RNA polymerase II cis-regulatory region sequence-specific DNA binding; DNA-binding transcription factor activity, RNA polymerase II-specific. The record is from RefSeq and is a predicted model, not a curated record.